CCAACUCCUUAAUCCGUAUUUUUUUUUCAAAGAUCUUCGAUUUCAGCUGCCUAGAAUACAUACACAAUUCUUUUUUCCUCAUUUCAUAUUAUAUAAAUAUAUUGAUAUAUCGAAAAUGAUGCAUAUAUGCAGUAGCGGGUGUCCUUGCGUUAUGUGCAAUAACCAAUACUAUCAGAGCGACGACUACUCAUUCUCCUCCGUGCCGCCGCCGCCGGCAAAUGAUCACCACCACCAGUACUAUUAUGAAGAAGAAUCUUCGGCGGCCGCAGAUUAUGGGGACCACACUACUUCCAUGUACUCUUAUUCAUCUUCCUCUGUGGAUUGUACCCUUUCGCUGGGAACGCCUUCCACUCGUCUCUCCGGCGGUGAGAGGGCGCCGCCCACAGAAUCCCGCCGCAAAUCCUCCGGCCGCGGCGCCUCUUCCUCUGACCGCCGCUGCGCUAACUGUGACACCACUUCCACUCCCCUCUGGAGAAAUGGACCCCGAGGCCCUAAGACGCUAUGCAACGCUUGUGGAAUCCGGUAUAAGAAAGAGGAGAGGAGAGCGAGCGUUGCGGCAGCAAACAACGGCGGAGGCGG
Molecule: messenger RNA, 579 nt
Organism: Cuscuta epithymum
Lineage: Eukaryota; Viridiplantae; Streptophyta; Magnoliopsida; Solanales; Convolvulaceae
Source: the annotation of a GenBank genome assembly